AUGGCAUCUCGAGCGGACUGCAAAGGCAUGGGUGGCUGUUUGACCCUCCUUCAGAGAUGGAUCUACGAGUACUUCCCGUGUUUACGAGAUCAGAAGUUGGGGACACGUGGAUUGGUGUGCGGGGAACCUUUGCUAAGAAGUGAGAGGUGGCGAGAUUUGGAGGUGGGGCACAGUUGA
Linum tenue is the source of this 177-nucleotide messenger RNA. Lineage: Eukaryota; Viridiplantae; Streptophyta; Magnoliopsida; Malpighiales; Linaceae. The record is from the annotation of a GenBank genome assembly.